This is a messenger RNA of Gastrolobium bilobum, 2139 nucleotides long. RefSeq names its product AP2-like ethylene-responsive transcription factor BBM1. The record is from RefSeq and is a predicted model, not a curated record. NCBI's taxonomy places the organism in Eukaryota, Viridiplantae, Streptophyta, Magnoliopsida, Fabales, Fabaceae. The transcript is spliced from 9 exons. Bases 1 to 2139 code for a protein of 712 amino acids. Gene Ontology annotation, molecular function: DNA-binding transcription factor activity; DNA binding. Gene Ontology annotation, biological process: regulation of DNA-templated transcription.
AUGGCUUCUAUGAACUUGUUGGGUUUCUCUCUCUCAUCCCCUCAAGAACAUCCAUCUAGUACUCAAGACCAUUCUCAAACGGCACCGUCUCGUUUUGGUUUCAACCCUGAUGGAAUCUCAGCCUCUGAUGUACAAGGAGAGUGCUUUGAUCUCACUUCUCACUCAACUUCUCAUUCACUCAACCUUCCUCCUUUUGGCAUAUAUGAAGCUUUCAACAGAAAUAAUAAUAUUCAUACCACUCAAGAUUGGAAGGAGGACUACAACAACCAAAACUUGCUAUUGGGAACUUCAUGCAAUAACCAAAAUGUGAACAACCAUCACCAACAACAACAACAGCCAAAGCUUGAAAACUUCCUUGGACACUCUUUUGGUGAUUAUGAGCACCCAACCUACGGUGCUAAUAACUCAUCCUCAGCAGAUUUUAUGUUUCCAAACUGUUCAUUACAACUUCCUGCUCAGCCCGCAACGGCCGGUGUCGGUGGUGAUAGCGGUGGUGGUGGUAGUACAAGUACCGGUAGCUCGAUCGGUUUGUCCAUGAUAAAGACAUGGCUGAGGAACCAACCACCUCAAACAGACAACAACAUUAACAACAAUGAAAACUGUGGCAGUGCAGCACCUGCACCAGCAUCUAGAACAAGUGUGCAGACACUUUCGCUUUCCAUGAGCACUGGUUCACAAUCAAGCUCAUCAAAGGCAAAUGUGGGUGGAGAGGGUUCUUCUUCCGAUAACAAGCAACCACCAACCACCACAUCCCUUGAUACCAACCAAACCGGAGCUAUUGACACUGUGCAGAGAAAGUCCAUUGACACCUUUGGACAAAGAACUUCCAUAUACCGUGGUGUAACAAGGCAUAGGUGGACGGGGAGAUAUGAGGCUCACCUUUGGGAUAAUAGUUGUAGAAGAGAAGGACAAACUCGCAAAGGAAGGCAAGUUUAUUUGGGAGGUUAUGACAAAGAAGAAAAGGCAGCUAGAGCCUACGAUUUAGCAGCACUAAAAUACUGGGGAACAAAUACCACAACAAAUUUUCCUAUUAGCCACUAUGAAAAAGAGUUGGAAGAAAUGAAGCACAUGACCAGGCAAGAGUAUGUUGCGUCAUUGAGAAGGAAGAGUAGUGGGUUUUCUCGCGGUGCAUCCAUUUAUCGAGGAGUAACGAGACAUCAUCAACAUGGGAGAUGGCAAGCUAGGAUUGGAAGAGUUGCAGGCAACAAAGAUCUCUACUUGGGAACUUUCAGCACCCAAGAAGAGGCAGCAGAAGCAUAUGAUGUAGCAGCCAUCAAAUUCCGAGGGUUGAGUGCUGUUACAAACUUUGACAUGAGCAGAUACGAUGUGAAGAGCAUACUUGAAAGCAGCACUUUACCCAUUGGUGGUGCUGCAAAGCGUUUGAAGGAUAUGGAGCAAGUUGAAUUGAGUGUGGAUGUUCAUAGGACAGAAGAAGAUAAUAGCAUGAACUCACACUUAACUGAAGGAAUCAAUAACUAUGGAAUAACAAACCAUCAUGGUUGGCCUCAUGCUCUUGCUUUUCAGCAACCAUGUACUACUACCAUGCAAUAUUACCCUUAUGGACAGAGGCUAUGGUGCAAACAAGAACAAGAUUCUGAUGCCUCUCACACUUUCCCUUCAGAUCAUAAUUAUCAACUACAGUUAGGGAAUACUCACAAUUUCUUUCAGUCAAAUCCUGGGUUGCAUGGUUUCAUGAGCAUGGAUAAUUCUGCAUCCAUGGACAAUAGCUCUGGAUCUAACUCUGUAGUUUAUGGUGGGGAUGGUAAUAAUAAUGGUUAUGGAGGUGGUGGUGGUGGCUACGUGAUUCCCAUGGGUGGUACUACUACAACUAAUGUUAUUGCAAAUGAUGGUAACCAAAGUCAAAGAAGUCAUGCUUUUGGUGAUAGUGAGAUAAAGACACUUGGUUAUGAAAGUGUUUAUGGCUCUAGUACUAUUGAUCCUUAUCAAGCACAUGCAAGGAACUUGUAUUAUCUUUCGCAGCAUCAAUCAUCUGUAGAUGCAGUUAAGGCUAGUAGUGCAUAUGAUGAAGGAUCCACAUGCAAUACUUGGGUUCCAACAGCUAUUCCAACUCUUGCACCAAGACCUACCAAUAUGGCUCUCUGCCCCGGAGUUCCACCAUUCACGUUAUUGCAUGAAUAG